UACGAAAAGGAUCUUUUAUAUAGUUCAUUCUGAGUCUCUGAACCAAAAACAAAAACCACCAACUUUGUAACUCUGCAGAGUUUUCUCUUCUCUCCCUUCUGCUUUGGCAGACUCUAGGGGAUUUUGCUUUGCAAUAUUUUGUGUGUCAAUUGGUGGCGGCUUUAUAACGGUGGCUAUUAUUGUGCAGAGUUUUCAUGAUUUUGGCAAGCUCCAUAGGGUAUGGUCAGAUUCUGAAGCUCUAAAUUUUCUUACAUUUAAAGUUUGGUUUAAAGUUUUAUCUGGCACAACCUAUGAAUAAGAGAUCCAUAGUCAUCAUCACUACCCAUCAAGCACAAUUGAGAACAAAGAAAAAGUAGGGGAAAAAAGGAAAAUAAAUAAAAAGUUACUAAGAGCCAAGGCAUUCAGAAGAAGGAGGAUCUGUCAUCUGAAUUUUCUUACUUGAAGCUUUAGGAGAAAGAGACAUCUCGACCAAGAUCUAGACACUGGUUUUGUGGAUAAGAGAGACAAUGUUGUCUCAGAAGCAAGCAGAGGAAGCAAUAGUCACAAACCUCAACGAGACAGAACAUGAAGUGGGAAGCACAAGGGAAGAAGAGAGGGAGCAAGACCACUCCAUGUUCAGUCUCAAGAGCAUCCUUUGGCAUGGCGGUUCUGUUUGGGAUGCAUGGUUCAGCUGUGCUUCAAAUCAAGUGGCUCAAGUGCUCUUGACACUCCCAUACUCCUUCUCUCAACUUGGCAUGCUAUCAGGCAUCUUGUUUCAGGUGUUCUAUGGAAUUAUCGGAAGCUGGACUGCUUAUCUAAUCAGUGUCCUCUACGUUGAGUACCGAACCAGAAAGGAAAAGGAAAACGUCAACUUCAAGAACCAUGUCAUUCAGUGGUUCGAAGUCCUUGAUGGGUUACUUGGUCCAUAUUGGAAAGCAGUGGGGCUAGCCUUCAACUGUACUUUCCUCCUCUUUGGAUCUGUGAUACAGCUUAUAGCAUGUGCAAGUAACAUCUAUUACAUAAAUGACAAAUUGGAUAAACGGACUUGGACUUAUAUUUUUGGAGCUUGCUGUGCGACCACUGUGUUCAUACCUUCCUUCCACAAUUACCGAAUCUGGUCAUUUUUGGGUCUUGGAAUGACCACUUACACGGCUUGGUAUCUUGCUGUGGCAGCUAUCCUUCAUGGCCAGGUGGAAAAUGUCAAACACUCGGGUCCAUCAAAGCUAGUGCUAUACUUCACUGGAGCCACUAACAUACUCUACACCUUUGGAGGACAUGCUGUGACUGUAGAGAUUAUGCAUGCCAUGUGGAAGCCCCAAAAGUUCAAGUACAUCUACCUGCUGGCCACUUUGUACGUUUUUACACUAACGAUUCCCUCCGCGGUUGCCGUCUAUUGGGCUUUUGGUGAUAUGCUUCUUAACCACUCCAACGCCUUCUCUCUCCUCCCCAAGUCUGGCUUCCGUGACGCCGCCGUUAUCCUCAUGCUCGUUCACCAGUUCAUCACAUUUGGGUUUGCGUGCACUCCAUUGUAUUUUGUGUGGGAGAAGGUGAUUGGGAUGCAUGACACAAAGAGCAUCUGUUUGAGAGCACUUGCACGAUUGCCGGUGGUGAUACCGAUAUGGUUUUUGGCAAUAAUCUUUCCUUUCUUUGGUCCCAUAAAUUCAGCUGUUGGAUCUCUGCUCGUUAGUUUCACUGUCUACAUCAUCCCUUCCUUAGCCCAUAUGCUCACUUACAGAAAACCCACUGCCAGACAGAAUGCUGCAGAGAAGCCUCCUUUCUUCAUGCCAAGUUGGACUGCAAUGUAUGUAUUGAAUGCAUUCAUUGUUGUAUGGGUUUUUGUUGUUGGAUUUGGGCUUGGAGGAUGGGCCAGCAUGACAAACUUCAUAAGGCAAAUUGAUACAUUUGGGCUUUUUGCUAAGUGCUACCAGUGCCCUCCUGCAAAACCACUUGUUGUGGCAGCACCACCCCCUCAUGCUCCUCAUCAUUAGAGCAAAAGCUUAUUCAUUCACCUCAACAUGGUAGAGUUCAGCAACAAUCACAUUUACCUCAAUACUUUGUAUUAUACAUGGGGGAAAAUGUUGAACAUAUACUUCCCCUUUUCUAUGAUGUGUGUGCUGGCUGGCUUUUACAUUGUUUUUGUCCUUUUUCUUUGUUAUAUAGUAUUUUGUCCCUCCCUUCUUGUAAGAUUAGUUGAUUAAAACUAGUGUGUCAAAUGUUAUCAUUCCUUUCCUAUGAAAUGCACAGGCUAAUUAAAUUUAAAUUAAACACUAUGCUUUGGUAUC
Messenger RNA from Vigna radiata var. radiata (mung bean), 2261 nucleotides. Its product is annotated as auxin transporter-like protein 4. The transcript is spliced from 9 exons. The coding region runs from base 507 to 1967 and encodes 486 amino acids. The record is from RefSeq and is a predicted model, not a curated record. Gene Ontology annotation, cellular component: plasma membrane. NCBI's taxonomy places the organism in Eukaryota, Viridiplantae, Streptophyta, Magnoliopsida, Fabales, Fabaceae.